Cucurbita pepo subsp. pepo (vegetable marrow) is the source of this 2017-nucleotide messenger RNA. NCBI's taxonomy places the organism in Eukaryota, Viridiplantae, Streptophyta, Magnoliopsida, Cucurbitales, Cucurbitaceae. The record is from RefSeq and is a predicted model, not a curated record.
UCUCUAUUGACUUUCGAUGUAGUUUCAGUUUGACUGUUUUAAUUGUGUUUAUAUGACAUUUAAACCUUGUUGAAUGUAAUAUUGUAUGCCUAACUUGUCGGCAAUGCGACAUCUAUUCACUUUGUUCGAGUUGAAUGAUCACUGACAUUGGCUAACCGACUGACUAGCUUUGAUAUGUAAAGCUUACCACAUCUGGCGUAAUGUGCAGACUGGUUCUCGUAUGUCGUGAAUCAUGAUCUUCCAUGAUUGAGUCAUGGCUCCAUUGAUAUAAAAAUGGUUGUAAGGACUCCACUUACAUUUUAUUUUUAGUUGCCUUUAUUUUAGGAGAUGAUCUUCCAUGAAAUCAUGGUUCCAUUGAUGUAGCAAUGUUUAUACAUGACUAAACUGAUGAAGAUGGAACCUACAAAUUUUCAAUUUAGUCUACUUCAACUCACAGAUAUUAAGAUUCUCUCUAUUUCAGCCUUGCAAUUAUUCAAAAUGGGUCCAUAUACACCGUCUACCUCCACUUACGGGAGACCCUGCCUGUAACAGAUUGUGGAUUGUAGAUAAUGAGUUUUUUUUUUUUUCUUUUGAAAAAUAAUGUCAUUUUUCAAUUGAUUCUUUGAGGUCGGGUUAGAAAUCAUGUGAGAUUUAGCUUUUAAUUGUAUUCUACAUUAUUUAGAACGAUUUUGUUGUGUUUUCCUGCUCUCGUGGACCAUUCCUCCCUUGAACAUCAGUUGUUAAUUACUACAUAUCAUGUCAUUAGAAGAUUCAGUAUGUUUUUGCAGAUGUAUGAAAGGAAUGGAAGAACUACCCUAAUCUUUUCAUUUUGAAUACAGGCAAACACACCCAGAAGUGACCGUUCUAGAUCCUCCGGAUGCAAUACAGCAUUUACACAGUCGCCAAUCUAUGCUCCAGGCUGUUGCUGACAUGCAAUUAUCUGAAUCCUAUGGUAGAGUAGAUGUUCCAAAACAAUUAGUCAUAAAGAAAGAUGCAUCAACCAUUUCUGAUGGAGUGGUGAAGGUCGGGCUAAAUCUUCCUCUUGUUGCUAAACCGUUGGUUGCUGAUGGAAGUGAAAAAUCCCAUCAAUUAUCUUUAGCUUAUGAUAAGUACUCCCUCCAAAAGCUUGAGCCUCCUCUUGUUCUCCAGGAGUUUGUCAACCAUGGAGGCGUCAUGUUUAAGGUCUUCAUCGUCGGUGAAGCUAUAAAAGUGGUCAGACGUUUUUCUUUACCAAAUGUCAGCAUGAGGGAGGUAUUGAAAAAUGCUGGCAUCUACCGUUUCCCAAGAGUUUCUCAUGCUGCAGCAUCUGCUGAUGAUGCUGAUCUUGAUCCUCAUGUUGCUGAACUUCCUCCUCGACCUCUAUUAGAGAGACUAGCAAAGGAACUCAGGCGUAGACUGGGGCUUCGUUUAUUCAACCUCGAUAUUAUUCGAGAGUAUGGAACUAGAGAUCAAUAUUAUGUCAUUGAUAUCAACUACUUCCCUGGGUAUGGGAAAAUGCCGGAAUAUGAACACAUAUUCACAGAUUUCCUGUUGGGCCUGGUGCACAGCAAGUACAAGAAGAGAACAACUUACUAAGAAAUUCUUUGAUACUCGUACGGUCAUUCAUGUUCAGUACUUCCCAGAUUAUAUCAACCAAAUCUCCAGAAUAAACGCGCAAGGGCCAUUCGAGGAACUCGUACAAUCUUUACUUGGCUGAAGGACGGGAGAGGUGUAGUCGGUGCAUUCGUGCAAAAUUGAUUACCUAAAUCUCUGCCCUUCGGUUUUUAGCCAUUAUCUAAUGUGUUAUGCUCGCUCACAAAGUUGACGAGUUUGCAGUUUGGAAGGUGUGUGAAAAUAUGCCUUUUUUACUUGCAUCAAUUAACUCAAAUUUGAACUAAUUUCCUCUGGGGCCCCUGCUGCUGCUUUUGUUGGUAGUUUUGGUAGAAUGACUGUAAAUAUUUCUGGGGUAAAUAAUGGAUUUAGUGUCAAGGAUGGAAUGUAAAUUUUGUUUUGGAACUAAUUAACCGCUUAUAAGUUAUAACAUCUUUCUUCCCAUCAA